Molecule: messenger RNA, 1884 nt
Organism: Culicoides brevitarsis
Lineage: Eukaryota; Metazoa; Arthropoda; Insecta; Diptera; Ceratopogonidae
Product: sterol O-acyltransferase 1
Exons: 6
Coding region: 173-1777 (534 amino acids)
Biological process (GO): cholesterol metabolic process
Cellular component (GO): endoplasmic reticulum membrane
Source: RefSeq, a predicted model, not a curated record
UUGUUUAGUUCAAUUUCGGUAUUUGAAUAGACAACAUCGUAACAUGUUGUAGCAUAACAAAAAUUCAAGAGAUUAGAGGACAUUCACUCAAAAAAAUUAUUCUUAAUUUGUGUUUGUUUAGUGUUUUGUUAAAAAGAUUCGUUAAAUUAAACGUAGCAAAAAAAUCAGAAAAAUGGUUGAGACAGUCAUUCAUCGGAAGCCGAAGCAAGGCACAAGCACCUCUGAACAAGUAGAAAACGAGCCACAAAGUGAUUUAGUGCAAGAUAUGAGGAUGGAAAAAGUUCGCCGAAAGAUUGAAAAAAUCCAAUGCGACAUCCUAAAAGAGGUCGACCAAAAAUUAUCGGUCAUGGUUGAGGAUAUUUUGGAUGAGAUGGAAAAAGAGGCAUCUGCGAGUUCGGAAUUUCGACAAUUAUUCACGGAAGAUGUCGAAGUAACUGCCAAGAAAAAGCAAUUUAGAAACGGAAAGUUGCCGGAUAAGGAAUUUUUGCAAAGAAAUUCACUUUUAACGGAUUUGUUGGAAGUUAAACAUAUUCGAACUAUUUAUCACAUCUUCCUUGUCAUAAUGCUGAUGACCUUUUUGAAUACCCUUACGCAUGAUUUUGUGGAUCAAGGAGUGAUUAAUAUUGGAGUUUCGCCGAUCUUUUUGGGUUUCAAUAAUUUUCAUUAUGCGUUUGGAGUGUGGAUUAUAAUGCAAAUUAUCACGUUUUUAGUUCAUCCCGUAUUUAAAUUAUGGGCUAAUACGAGACAAAUUGUUCCUAAAAAUAUGAGAAAACCAUUCGAUUAUUUUUCAAUUGUGGCAUACAUUUCCUACAUCAUCGCUUUUGGAUAUGUUUUCACCUAUUCUACGAUCGUUUUCAAGCUCGCACCGGCAUCAUCUAUUGCUUUUCUGCUUGAAAUGACACGAUUUCUGAUGAAAACGCACGCUUUUGUUCGUAGCAACAUCCCUCGAGCUCUUCUUCCGAAGUUCAAAGAGGCCUCAGAAGACAAACCUGGCUUCUAUAUUCCGGAUUUCAGUAAAUAUUUGUAUUUCCUCUUCAUUCCAACACUCGUCUAUCGUGACAGUUAUCCCCGUAACAAACAUAUCAAAUGGAAAUUUGUCGCAAAAUGCCUUCUCGAGACAGUUGGAAUAAUUUUCUACAUGAGUUUCAUCUUCGAGCGCACUCUGAUUCCCGUUUUUCGUGACUUUGGCACGGCGCGCAUCAAAUCCGCCGCAUUCGUUUUGCAGAUUUUCGGUUGUAUGAUGCCAGCGAUGCUAAUUUUCCUCAGCGGCUUCUACCUGUUGCUCCAUUGUUGGAUGAAUGCCUUUGCUGAGAUGCUCAGAUUCGCUGAUCGGAUGUUCUAUCAAGAUUGGUGGAAUGCAACUUCGUUUCCGGAUUAUUAUCGUACGUGGAAUUGUGUCGUUCACGACUGGCUUUAUGCGUACAUUUACAAGGAUUGUUACGAACAUGUCUUUAAAAAGUCCAAAUUGUGGUCGAUGUUGGCUGUUUUUACGGUGUCGUCGUUCGUGCAUGAGUAUAUAAUCGCGUUUGCCUUCCAUUUCUUCUAUCCUGUGAUGUUGGUUUUGUUCCAAGGCAUCGGAGUGUUUGUCAUGUUCAUCACGAAUAAGGAGAAAAACAGCAUUGGAAACAUUUUUAUGUGGUUUAGUCUCAUUUUGGGCAACAGUUUGAUGAUGUGUCUGUAUAAUAUGGAGUUCAAUGCUCGAAGAAAUUGCGAAGUUGGAGACUCCGUGAUCGAUUAUUUCAUUCCUGUGUCAUGGCAUUGCAAUGGAAUAAUCUAAAAAAACAAAUUUUCAGGACGAAAAUGAGAAAUGGGACUGACUUUUGUAUCCUUUAAUAUUACUUAUUGUUAGAAAAAAAUUAUUGGUAUGGUAAAAUAAAGAAAAAA